CCCUAAGGGCAAACUAUUGGCACAUAUAUUUUCAUAACGGACCCAGCUGAUGAGAUCAUCGCCUCAUCUUGCCCGCUUUGUGCGACGCGACGGCCUUGGCUUGGCGUGGUGUCGGUGUGCCGUGUCGUUCGGUGCUUGUUGUGACCGCGGCGACGCAACCAUGACAACGAUCGGCGAGCGCCGUCGCCGCGAGCGGCACUGACGACGCGAGGAACUCGGCCGCGUCGACCGCGACGUCGGGUGCACGGACGCAGCCAAACGCAUCGCGUCUUUGACAGCAGCUAGGCCUAGCAGCCUGUAGCAGUACGGCCAGUCCACGCUCCGUACCGUCGCGGACGACGGCUAGGACGACGACGGCACGUCUUCUAGCGAUGGCGUCGAGUUCGCUCAGCCAGGAGGACGUCGACCACGAGCUCGAGGUGCAGUGUUCGCGCCGUUCGCGCAUCCGAACGGCGCGAGCGGUGACGCGCACGGCUGCGCCGCUCGCGGUUCGGGACCUGUCGGCGCCCGACUGCGAGCUCGGGUCGCUGGCGCUCGAAUGCGGCGACCACGACGCGUCGCCCAAGCCUCGGGCCAAGGACAAGCGGUGCCCGCGGCCCAACCACGCCAACAAAUGCAAGGCGCAGCGAGAACGUCGAAAGCUUCGGGAGAAGCGGCGGAGCACCGGAGUGGUCCACCUGCAGUCCACCGAGAGUACGGGUGGCAGCACGGGUGAAGAGGAAGAGCUGUUGAAUAUGUCAGCCGAGACGCGCCGCAACACCAGCCUCAACGAGGCGCUGCACCAGCAGGAUGGGGCGUCCCAUGCCGUCACCUCUUCGGCAGCACCGCCAGGGGGAGCCACCGUGACAGGGCCAGCAGCCUUCCAGGAGUCGAGGCCAUUUGGCAGACCGUGCAAGUGCCGGAACAACAAGAGCCCCUCUGACCGGGAUGCCGACGACGAGGACAACCAGGAGUACGACAGUGCUGUGAACCAGUCGGACGGGGGAAACCUGAGCUCCCAGGGAACUGCGCUGGCCGCCCCGCUGCCAUCUUCCUCCUUAGCUCGAGGUGUGACCGACUGGGAAGACCCCAUGCUGGGGAACCAGGAGGCCCUGCAGAGGGCGCUUGGGGAGGCGGAGCGUGUCCAGGAGGAAGUCCGUCGGCUGGUGCAGCUACUCAAGGAGAAGGAGCUGCGCAUCCACUCACUCGAGCGGAGGGUGCUUGCCAUGGCCAAGGAGUUGAGCGAGGUGACAGCCGAGAACCGGGAACUGCGCGAGAUGAACAGCGCCCUCUUGGACGGAGUGCCGCUGGCCAUGCAGCCGCCCGCCAAGGAGUAAGACCCGCACUUACAGACAGUGGCAGCUGCUUCUGGGAAGCUCUUCGUUUCUGCAACAGAGCGCCAACAAGCAUCACACGUGCGUGUGUGCAGGCCGGCCGCGCCUGUCCAUGCGCUCUUGGCGGCAGUCGCUUUGAGGCAGCUUUUGUCGUGCGUCUGCGCUGUGGACAAUCCGGAGCCAGCAAUUGGCUGCCCAAGUAGGCCCCCUACCCAAACAGCACCCGAAGGUGGUUUCCGCAAGUGUAUCCAUUUGGCGAGACGGGCGGUCGCUCGCAGAUGCUGUUGCGCGGCGCCUAUCCGCCUCUGAUUGUAUAUGCGUGACAUUCGCAUCCAGGGCUGGGACGAUGCGACGAUUAUAUCCCGGUUUGCUUGGAAGUCAAUUGCUUUCGCUUAUUUGCCGGCAGUCCUGCCAGUCCUGAGCUGUGUCCUGCCUGCCUUGCGAGGAUUUGUGACGGUGACCCGCGAGUUUCCUACAAAAACUCUAGGGGGCACAAGUGUCUACAUGAGCUGCAAGUGUGGCAGUUCAGCCCGCAUGCGGAUGAUGGAUUUGCCUAAACGUUAUCCUUCUGGCUUCAAAAUGGCUUUUUAACCUUGCAGAUUGGCCAUUUUUCAAUAAAAUACUGCGCUGCAAUGCAACACUUACAUGCACAAGUGCAACAAUUGCAAUGAUAUUACACAUGUGCGCAGAAACUCAUUGCGUUUGUGCAUCUAGAAAAAAUUGAAUAACAGCACCAGGACAUCUGAAGGCAGAGGCAUGGCGAUUAGACAAUUCAUGUAGCAUGUAUCAUUUCCAUGGAGGCUGAAUGAGUUCCCUCUGGUAACUUUUGCAGGAAGCUUUAUGCGGAUGACGGCACUUCUGAAACGUGCUUGUUUGGACAGACUGUCAAUAAUGACUGACUGUGUGCAUGUUCUUCUGUCAGUCACUGAGGCAGCUUUCUUCGUGCAUCCUAGACUUUUUUGCUGGAGUCAGCCGGUUACGUAGGAAAGUUCCAAGCCGGGUUAGUUGGUUUUCGAUCAGCAUGACAAACGGCGUGGGCUGGGCAAGAGAAAAGUGUUGAGUCGGCGCAUCUGUCAUGCUCUUCCUCAUCUCUCUUGUCCAAUCACCUUGUGCCGUUCGUCCUGCUGCUUAUGUAGUGCCGCGCACAUGGCCAAAUCUUCGGGGAUAGCUCCCAGAUCUGAGCUUUCAUGGGUCUAGUGGACACAGGUGUUUGAGCCUUGCACGACUAUAGACUUUGCAGGAACGUCUUGGUGGGCUACUUGGGUGCAUAUCUGUUAGCAUAAUUGUAUGCGCGAAAAAACAAACAAAUCCAGGACGGGACGAGCGCUGUCUUGUGCACGUCCUGGCAGUGUGUUUUUGUGGGUUUUUUUUUUUCAGACGUUUAUGCUAGCGGACAAUGGACUUAUUGAACAUGUGGCUAUUUCUGACCAUUGCUGAUAGCAUCCAGUGUUAGGCCAGUGAUAUUCUAUUUAAGCUUCAUACCAAACCUAAUGUUUUCAACCUUCAUCAUAGGCACGAGCUACAUAAUAGAUGAUUGCACGUGGACUGAAUUGAAAGAAAAUAAUUAUAAUGCUCUAGCUUGGGGAGACUGCAAAAAAAUCUCUGGAAGACAUCGGAUAUCUCUACCAUGCUUUCAUGCAGUUAGAAGGUAACGUUUCACACUCUUCACGUUAUGCGUGAAGACUUCCAAAAGGUACAGCACAUACAGGUAAACGUUGAUAUAAGAAUGUUGUAUAGUAUGAUGCUCCACUUUCUGGUACCAGAAUUUGCUUGCUUUGAAAUACUGCAUAUUCUUGUGUAUGUGCUGCACCCAUAAAUUUGGUUGAUUAUUUCAAACAUUUUUUGCAAGUUAUUCAUGUCAGGGCCGUAGCUUGCAAAGUGUGGCGUGUUCACAAACAUCCACAAUCAUUUCACCACUGGCGCCUGCUAUGCAUUUUCCAUUCAAUUCCUCCCCCCCCCCCCCCCCCCCCCCCCGUCGUCUUUAGCAACAGCGGUGAAAUUUCAUUACACUGAAAUCGGGGAUAAACACACUUCGCUACAUCCAGGCUCAAAAUAUGUGUGUCUUCAAUCUAUGAUGCAUGUAUCUAGGACUGUUUUGAGCUCAAUCUUGAGCAGGCUUAGGGCUGUCUGAUUGCACCUGAAUUUUUUCCUGCAUGGUGUUGAGGGUAAAGCUUGGCUUGGGUUUUCGUGGAUGGUUUCAGUUCUUGCCAUUUUGCUGAAACAUACAUUGGAUAAACGUGAAUACUGAAUGAAAAUUCCAAAUUCCUACUUAAAGUAAGCUGCUCUUAAAAGCCAAAUGCAAUGAAAUUUUGGACGAAUAAAAAGCCUGGUUUCACACAGUGUAUGUAUAAAGCAGCCUCCUUGCACAAAUUUUCAUUCAAAAUAAAAGCUUGUGAAAUAGAUGUUUGGGUACUGAAACUGGAAAAAAAAAUUUUUUUAACACCGCCAUUUCUACCCACCUGAAAUGACACAGAACCCAGUACGCUGAAAACUAACACAACUCCUUCGCAUUAUUGUCAAGAUGAGGCAGCGCCCACGUCACAUUGGAAAUCACAAAGGCCAUGCUAAUAUUUUUGUCACAUCUCUUCAGCAAACGACGCGUGCGCCUGGUUGUUAGGUGCUAUUAAAGGGGCCCUGAACCAAGUUUAUUUGAAACCUCUAGAACAUCUUGGAACGAGUGUGGUACCACCCAGGAAUAUGCGGCCGAAAUAAUUUUUCAAGCAGACCUUGUACGAGCAUAGAUGCAUAGAACGCGAUGUUUCCCUUUGCCCUCAAUGUCCUCCGCUCCAAAGGAUCAUCCGGUGGUGGCGGUAGAAUGGUGUUGCCCCACUUACGGUAUUAGCACGAGCACGCUCAUUGCGGCACCCAUUGGCGGCCCCGGUAUCUACACUACGCAGCAGACACAGCUACGUGCAACUCUCGGACGGCAAGAGUACGUACUCGUGUGGACCUGCCUUGUCCUGCACGGAUAGUAGGCAAAUCCAGAUUAGACAAUUAUCAGCCCCUGUAAGUUCCCUCACAUUGUUUCAGUAGUAGGCAGUUGUAAGCUAUUUAGCCAAAGUGAAAAAUUUUGUUGCACUUGGUCUUUGAACAAAGCCAAAUUUAGAACAAUAAUCCCAAAUGUUGACUGAAAAAUGUGCGUUCUCUUUUUUUUUUCUACAGCAGAACCCCGCUGAUACAAUACCAUUGCGCAAGAUUUCCCGGCGCCAACGUUCAGGAUCGAGAACACAGAAAAUGACCCAAAAGAGUCAAGCUUAUUUUUUAACGGUUCAUUCGUUCCCGGAAAACACAAUCUUUUGGCACCAACAUUCAGUAAAUCGCCAAACUGCUAUCGUAUGAUUCAUUUUCCGGCCGCUAAAUCCCAUGUAAACAAGAAAAUGCGUGAGGCACGCACGGUGAAGAACAGUAGAUGCCCACGGCGAAAGUUUCACCGCAGUACAGACGCGCCCACCCGUGUCUCAUGAAAACGCCGGCACACACUAGUUUCCUAUUCCGCUACCAGCAAAUCUCCCGGGUCGUAGCACGCCACAUUUACAGCUAUCGCCACUAACCCUAUUGCGAUAAACAUCUUCACCUAUCUGUUUUACAGCGCGUUGGGCGUAAUGCCGUUGGAAGCGUACUGCAUGCUUUUAGUUGGCGAUAAUCCAAAUGCGCCACUGUUCCCCGACGCAGGCGGCGCUAGUUCCACGUUUCGCUACAUUGGCAUCCGGCGUUAUCCACCACAUCGAUUUUGUUUGUUUCCCAUCGCCAUCUUAAAACACUACGCAGUAGGAAAACAAGACGUCUUUGGCCGCCGGAGCCCCACCACCUCGACGCGUGUCUGCAUCUCAUACCGCAAUGAUUCGUGCAAUGCUUCGCAUUACGUAAAUCACAACUACAUAAGUAUCUCAGAUUUUUCAGUUACUUGAGAUUUUACGUUUUCCCAGUUAGUGUGUUUUAUCUCGCCUUUUUUUUCCAAAACAUGACAACGAGAUUCUACAGUGGAUGACUAUACAUGAAGUACAGCAAAUAUACAGGAAAUAGAUUUCAAAGAAAUAUAACUACGCAGAAAUGUAUGUAGUAUUUCAUGUAUGGUUGUGUAUAGGCAUCUCUGCUUUUCACUUUUUGUCUAUUUUAUUGCAGCUUUCCUCUCCACUAAAUUUUCUGUUCACCUUCAUCUUUCUCACGGCUGCGGGGACAGUUCAGGUGUCCACUGAGAAUUGAGACAGGUACGAUGCCUUUCAAUUGCUACCUCGUUUUAUCCUUCCUUUUUCAACAAACUACUACUACUACUACAACAUAAGUUGGCACUGGCUACAGCUCUGUUGCUAUGAUUGUGUGAAUCUUGCAUGGCCUGAUUGAGCUCUGGUAAUUAUAGGCACCUACCUGUUAGAGAACCUUCAUGUGCUCUGCUCAACUUCAAGCUCGGGGAUCAGCUUUGUGCCCUUCUUGUACAUACGAUUCUUACUCAAGCCACUUGAAAGUUCUUCAUGCAUGAGGAAUAGAUGGCAAUAGAAGACAAGGCGUAGUAGGCUGAUAUAGUAAAGCUGAUACAGGGUUUGUAAUGGUCCUUCAAACCCUUGAAUGGUGAAACUACCGUUUCCAAGGCCUUUAAAACUUUUAAUUUUUAUGGAAUGCAGCUUAAAGGGUCCCUCACCAGGCUUGGCCAUUUUUAACAAAUAAGCAUAGCAUGUAACAGGACAGUCAAUUUAUUCUGUCUCCUCCAAUAAUGAACUGAUUUGAAAAAUCUUCGUUUGGUAAAAUGCUUCUUAGACAGAACUUUCAACUUCCAGUGUAUAAGCAAAAUUUGCAAUGGGGCCUGGUGAGGGUCGCUUUCACGAUCACUGAAUUUUGUUUUCUGCUAAGCUUUGUAGAUUUUAUAUGCAUAACUGACCACAAGGUUUGGCCAAGACAACAGUCAAGCCAAUCCAGUUUGAUAUGCACAUGCAUGGUAGGGAAGCUAACUUUGUGCUGACUGGUGAUAGUUUAUGCAGAAAAGGCUUAGCUAGUGUUAUACUUUCUUUUCCCCUAAUUUAUUGCUUAUUAAGAGAAGUGUUUCAGUUUCAAGCUAUCAGCUGUCAUGGUGCUUUAAUCCUUGAAAAUGCCUUGUUAAGGCCUUUGAAAGACCUUGAAAACCUUGGAAUUCUUUCUGCAAAAGCUACUAUGAGCCCUGUUCACAGCUUGCUUCCAGGUUGUCUAGCCACAAAGUCUCUUCAUAUGCAAGGCAUUGUCUUGCCUCUCUUGCGCAGCAGCAUCAAAUAUUUGUGUGCCGUGUCGUGCAUAAUUUGCAGGGCAACAUCUAGCGUCGGCCCGUAUUUGCUAAGCACAGCUGGUGGCAUAACUAGUAACAUGUUUGUGCUUUGAUGUCACCUAAAGAGAUACUAACAAGAAAUAUUCCUUGAGCUGUGUUAGCAAAUUAUGCUUCCACAAUACCGAGAAAGUGACUUUUAUUGUGAAAAGGGGCUUGGCAAACGAGAAAAAGAUACAAGUACGAAAGGUGGGCGGGGAUGCCACCUUGGCAUCACCAGCUUGUCAUGGUUUGAUAGAUUUCAGUGGCACUCGCUCGGGCCUAGGUAAUUUUUUAUUCGUAAACAUGGCAUAUAUUGUACUCAACAAAAAAACGAGAGUCAACGUAUCAAGUGUCAAAAAGAUUUAAUACGCCACAGCAUCCCAAAUAUGAAUCAAUUUCUGCUCAAAAGUUUUAAAAAAGGAAUUCUAACCAUUAUUUUAUCUUCUGUAUUACCACAAGAUGAAUAAAAAUAGAGUUCUGAAAGAAUAUAUUGUCAGCAUAAACUAAUUCAGGUGUUCUUCUUGAUAGUGUCGCUUCAAGACUGGAGUGUCGCCAUUCCUCUUUAAGUAGCCCGAUGCUUUUUAGCAGUGGAGUAAUCAGCAACCAAUUUCUUGGACACAGAAGUGCAUGAGUAUUUGAGUGUUCGACUGUUUAAAAUUUUUCAGGCAGCUUUCGUUGCAUUAUUUCAGCAGCCAGAAUUGUCAAGAACAGACUGGCCUAUCUUGCAUGUGAAUACAGUUUCCGAGUGUUUUAGCAUGAUGCAACCAACCACAGCGGUCAGUUCUUUUUGGAGAGGCGCUAGAAUUUUUUUUUCCGAUGACCCAAAAGUGCAGAGGCAAAUUAGGACAUUUCCAGUGGUUGCAUCUGGUGCAUCUUUGAGCUCGUAUGCGGUGUCACUUUUUAUGAGAUGCCAUUAAUCAUUAGCCAGCAACCCACACAGCAAAGCGACAACUGGUUUGCACGCUUCCUUUAUUACUGCCUUAUUUCGACAGUCUCUCUAGAAGCAUAUGUUGCUUCUUCGUACGGCUGAUCAGCAGUUGAAAUUUGCUGUGCAGGGUUUACCAUUUGCAGUUUCGUUUUUCAUUUUCUCGCUCAUAAAUGCUCCUUCCUUGGUAAAGGUGGUACUAUGACCAGCUUGGAGCGCUAUUAGUACUUUAGCUUAACAUGAUAUAUUUGCCUCAAGUAUCCCUUAUUGAAGCUGUUCGUAGUGAUUGAACCUCACGAUUUGGUUGAUGUAGUCGGGUGUGGAAAUAAUAUCUCAGGCAGUGUAUUGAGAGCGGGGAGUUAGGAUGAGAACCUUACUUCCUUGCUUUUAAAUCGAAGCUUUCUUUGGGUCUUCCUUCGACUUUGUCACUGCUGCUGUCGCUGUCUUGCAUGCCGCUGCAAGAGGUGGUUCAUAGGGGCAUGGCAAAGAGGAAGAAAGAUGCGAGGAUUUCAUUUGGACCUUUGCACUGUGUCGCAUGUGCACAGUGCCCUCUGGAGUUUGCUGCGCAUCGACACAAUGCCCUCCCGACAGCUUUAAUUAUCCGUGACCCCCCAUGAAAGCAUUGUAGAAACUGCAGCACUUGCCUUCCUACUAACGUGACAGUCCAGAGGGGAAGUACACAGAACGAUAGAGAGGAGGUAGGGAGAGGAGGCAGAAAAUGGGUAGAACCGACGCAGUGACGGAACAAGCAAAUACAGUAGAACCCCGCUGUUACGUUCCCGGGUGCUAUGUUUUCCCGGCUGUUACGUCGUUUUCGGCCGGUCCCGGCACAGCUCCUAUAGAACCCAAUGCAUUGGUAACCCCGCUGUUACGUCGUAACUGUGGGACCGUUCCCGCAUCAUACGUUGCGAACUGCCACACCGCGCCGGCCCAAGCGGCCAUUUUGACUUUUCAUGUCGCUUGGCUUGGUUGCUUGACGAUGGGAUUGGACGCCCAAAGUGCUGGGGGCGACAUUUAUUACGUAUUUUCGGUUCCCGCCAGCAAAAGUAUGGCCUUUAGAUAGCAAAAGCGGAUAUCAAAGAUGAUAUCUAUGACGCGUUGCGGCCCUAAAAUUGGUUUUGGCUCAUAGAUGUUCCGUAUAAAGUCCAAGGGUGAUAAGGCCAUCGCCGUGCGCCGUAUGCUUUCUCUCGCGCGGAAUAUGCAGUCGUCGGCUCCCCUCACACGCUUUCACUCGCACAUACAGCAUACGUCGCCGCGCGCCGUAUGCUGUAUGCUGUAUGUGCGAGUGAAAGCGUGCGAGGGAAGCCGCGCGGCCGUAUGCUGAAUGUGCGAGUGAAAGCGUGCGAGGGGAGCCGACGACCACGUCUCGCGCGCGAAAGAAAAGCAGGGAGGAAGCGCACCUCCUUCCGUUGCGUUCGAGGCACCAGCGAGGGGGGGGGGGGAUAGCGGGCAGCGUUGUGCUCUGGCAUCAUACUGCGCAGCGGCGCGCGGUCCCGCGGGCCGUAUCUUGAAAGCGAUCUGUGAGGAGGUAGAUUCUACGCAGUGUAGGUGCGUCGGCGGCUCGUGGCUUUGUGCGUGCUGCGUGUUCUUGGCGCUCAGUUUGGGUUGAAGCGAUAGACAACAGCACGAAGGUCACUUCGCUCGCUUCUGCAGCGGCGCUUAACUGCGCGUGUCCGCGCUCAUCGAGUGUGAUGUGUUCAUGUUUGCCUGUGGGCGCUGACACCAUGUUUGUUAACUAGUUAAUAACCGAAUGUUUACAAGUUUAUACAGACAAUAAAAUACUAUUCUUACUUUGUAUAGCUCAUCGCAAUCGAUACUUCGGCUGUCGGGCAAAACUACUUUUUGUCGCACGUAAGAAUUAAAAUAAUAUUGUGUGCAGUUCAACACUACCAUUUCUCAAUUUUUCCUGUUUCCUGGCUCUUGCGUUUCCCGGCUCUUACGUUUUUUUUUUUUUUUUGCGGUCCCGUGAAAAACGUAACAGCGGGGUUCUACUGUAGUGGCGUUCACAUGAAUGCGACGGAAGCGUGUCGUAUCAACGCUACUACUAGACACGACAGCGGUUGCGGACAAACUGAAGGUACAGCACGUUUCUGCUAUUUCUGAAAAAUAAUCACCAUGCAAAUUUGUCAAGUGGACAACUGACGCUGGGCGUGCACAUGCAAACCCGCAAUAAAGCACUGUAGCAUCUAAAUGACGCUACAGAAGCAGUUCCACAUCAAAUCAACACUCCUAUGCUUGCCGCAGUAGCUUUGCGGCUAUGGCAUUGCAUGAGGUCAUGGGUUCUAUCCUGACCGCGGCAGCCACAUUUUGAUGGGGGCGACAUACAAAAACGCUCAUGCAGUUAGGUUUUGUUUAGGUACACAGAACCCUAGGAUAUCAAAAUUAAUCCGGAGUCUCCCACUACAGCGUGCCUCAUAAUCCAGUUGUGGUUUUGGCUCGUACAGCCCCAAAAUUUAAUUAAAGUUUAACACUUCUGCGAUGAUGCAAUGUGCCGUGUGAGGCAAUGACAAUGCUAACGUGCUCGGAUGUUAUUAUACAAUAGCGGACAACAAUGCCUCAAGCAAACAAGUCUAACUUUGUGUUCUGUAUGCCCGGAGACAAACAGCAGUGGUGCAUGUAGGUUCACGUUUGCAUCAGUUCACUCCCAUGUUGGACUAAAAGUUAAAUAAAUUAAACAUUCCUCGUCAACAUCACUAAUUAUCACCAAUCAAAGCAAACAGCACAGAAAGAUUCGCUUAGGUCGAUGGCCACAGUGCAUGAAAUCCACAUAAUUUUUCACCUUUGUAACUAAUUGUUUGCACUAGAAUGCUGCUUGUGAAUCACUAUUUCAUUUUACAAUCUGUAUGUCGCUGUGGACUCACACUGACAGUUUUUAAGACUUAAACCUAGGGACAUCAAGUUCUGGCUGUUUUAAUUGGUCGAGCAACUUCACUGCCUAGUUAAGAUGCAGUGGCUGUUUCGGUGUCCAGGUGCUGCUCUAAAUGCCCAUUAUUUUUGUGUGAUCUUGCCGACUUUCCAGCACGUUUAUCUACUAUGCCCCUCAAAGAUGUGACAUGUCUUGUCACAUAGCAGUGGUGUGAUUUCAAGGCAGAUGACUGCCUUGUAGCAAGGUCGGUUCCUGCUUCUAUUCAGUUGCUGGAUUGCUUUUUCCUGUGAUGAUACGGUGAAGUUCUCAGACACUGGCUAGGUCAUGGACUGUUACUUUGCCGGAAGCGAACCUGCACCUAUGUUUAUUAUUUUUCACGUGCAGAAAUGCGGUGUACAAAGAACAAAACUGCACUCUCAGUAACACUUGCACAAAUAGUUCAUGGAUGUUACUAAAUGACAUUACUGGAAGGCAAACGUGCAAACACAGACCCAGGAAAUGAACAGGCAGGACAAGCAGCGUCAAUUAGAGACUAAUUGAGCAUGAAUGUUUGCUGACUGGUUUGGUGGCUUAACAUUUCGUUACAUUGUUGUGAUUGCAAGUGUACUUGAAAGUUUCCACACAGUAUAAUUUGGUUUAGGCACAAGGACGAAGUUCGCCUUAUGAUUGUGGCUUUGCACAUCAUUAAUAGCGGUAGUGCACGCGUAAGUCAGCCCUCCGUUAUCUUGCACGAACAAGAAUUGUCAUGCCUAAACAGUGAUUUUUUGUGAGCGCCUGCACGUGCCCAUGAUUGAUAGAUUGACACUGCCUUAACUAGAGUACGCGUAGAUACCGUAUUUACUUUAUUAUAAAGCGGGGGUGCAGCUUGGGGACCCAAGAAAAGGAACCUAAGUAUGCACACUGAUAUAAGGUGAUAUAGAGUGGCUGACAGUUUAUUCAGGCUUGACAGAGAUCACCUGAAAUACCAAAUAAUCAUAAGCCCCCAGAAUAAUUGCCGCGAGUGAUGUACAAAAUUUUGCCUUGUGGCGUGACUUGACGGCGGCACAGUUUUUUUCCUUGCGGUAUGCUUUACAGCAGUGCGCGACACACUACCAUGAAGCCCCACCAUAAGACAAAAUUCGUGUUGCUGUGAUGUUGCACCUCGAACCAAAAUUUGCAUAUAACUGGCACCCAUUCUUUACUUUAAAAUUUUUCUUAUUCUUGGUGAAGGCAUAUGUACAAAAUUUGCGCUGCUGCCACCAUAUUGAAAUAGUAACUGAAUCUAUCAGCCUUGCACAUAAGGCAGGGGAUGACUUUGAGUCUAACUAUUCUGGGGGAAAAUAUACCUCAUCUUCGGUAAGUUUUGUGCCUUCCUUUUAAGCCGCUAUGGCUCUUCAGAUGAUAGUCGGUGUUUGUGUUAUCCUUGUCGUUCCUUCACGUGACCAUGUUUGCACAUCUGGCUUUUCUGUAGGAUGAAACAUGUAAAUGAACACUAUUUAUUUUUCACUUAUGGGUUGUUGUAAGGCUGAUGCACAUAACUUGAUUUAUACAAGAACGGUAUACUUUGAUGAUGAGCUGGGUUGUUUAUUCGUCUCGUGUCUAGUUGGACUGUUUCUGCAAAUAAUUCAUUUCCACCGACUCACGGAAAUGUUAACUGUCAUUAAAAUGUGUGCUUUCACAGUGGUGAGGCUAACUUUGAGAUGCAUUGUUUCCUCCUGUAUCAUGCUGGGUUGCACUUCUUUUCAUGAUGGUCUUCUUAACAUGCCAAGAUAGGAGGCAAAAAGCCAUGUGCUACAUUGUGUGCACUCGUCUUCAUCAGCUGUGUUCGACACGUAAUCGUGACUCAGGUAGCACGACCAAGCCGUGGCAGCAUUAUUUGUGAUGUUUUUUUUGUUUUUUUUACGUCGGCACUUAUUCAUGUGGCUGCUUAUUGUCAAGUUCUCCUGGUCGAUUUGGAACAUCCUGCUUUAUGGAUAAACAUACAUAUUUUGUUGAUUUAAGACAUGCUUGCAGGUUAUAUUGGCAUAAUAUAAUUGGUAUUGAUCAGGCCUCAUAAGCUGUGGAGCAAAGCAAAGCUGCCCCAAAUUCACCACUGUAAUUCACCUUUGGUCAGUGGGCACUAUGAAAAAUUUUUGUCGGUACCUCUUUGAAGUAUGUUGCUCUACCUUAGCACAGCGAAGGUUCGAAAGGAACCUGGCCUGUAAAAGGUGCCUGAAAUUGCAUGACUUGACUGCAUGUUUACGAAGUUUAAAAUUAGCUAAAAGGUUAAGGUUGGUGGUCUCCUUUUAUUCUUAUUUUUGUUCUUGCAUUUUAGUUUGGAAGGCCCUUCUAUAGCACUCACAGUGGUCUUUUGUUUUGAGUGUGUGUGUGUGUGUGUCGGUUACCUGUAUGACAUUGAUUUGCCAAUUUCUCGGACUACACUUGGUAUGCACUGUUCGUGGCGCAUCACUGCUGUUUUGUGCACGUUUAAACUUGAUGAGAGGGAACUUUCAUCAUAACGUGCGAUUCUGUGAGAGGCUAGUUCCUUCUAUUUCGCAACAGUCUGAACACGCUUCCAUCAACUGGAAGACUGAUGCUAGGCACCUCGCUCUCUUGAGUGUUGCAUACUAGAAGCGCUGUAUCAAAGUACGCAAUCCACUUUUUUCUCUGCUGUGCCUCACAUAUCGAGGUGCGUGCGCAUUUUGGUUGUGCUGAAGAACUCUGUACAGUGACUGCUUGCGACUCACUGGGAGUACAAAUGUGAGUCAUUAUUUUUGGCAGCUUAAUUAUGAAAGUCAUUGCUGCCAAAGUGUGCACAUGUGUCUGUGUGCUGUGCUCCGCUUGGAUUCUUGAGGAAUAAAGCCGUAGCAUGCCAGUAA
Molecule: messenger RNA, 13210 nt
Organism: Dermacentor silvarum
Lineage: Eukaryota; Metazoa; Arthropoda; Arachnida; Ixodida; Ixodidae
Product: PRKC apoptosis WT1 regulator protein
Exons: 6
Coding region: 372-1316 (314 amino acids)
Biological process (GO): positive regulation of apoptotic process; apoptotic process
Cellular component (GO): cytoplasm
Source: RefSeq, a predicted model, not a curated record